AAUGGGAGGAAAAUGAAUUUAAUACUGAAGCGAUCCGUCAGUAACUUCUCUCAGCAUUCACGCAUUCUCCCGUACAAUUCCGGACCAGAUCAAUGGAUCCGAGACCCAGGAAACGGCCGAAAGCUUCCCCAAACCGGCCCAGUCCCUCCUCCUCUUCUUUUCCGAGCUCAAUUAUGGAACCACCCGCUAGCUUGUUUCCUUCCAAGGGGGAGUUGUUGAGACUGAUACCUGUGCUGGCUAUCGCAUACUCGGUCGCUUUCGCCUGCCAUUUCGUGCUCAACUUCAUUAACACCAGCCCGAAACCUUUCUGCAAUAGCAACGUGGACUACGUUGAUUCUGUCUCCGAUUUUUGUCAGCCUUGUCCAAGUAAUGGAGAGUGUUAUGAAGGCAAGCUGAUAUGUGCUCAUGGAUAUAGAAAGCUUGGGAGCUUGUGUGUAGAAGAUGGAGAUAUUAAUGAAACAGCUAAGCAACUUUCCAAGCAGAUUGAAGUUCGUCUAUGUUCAGCUUAUGCUCAAGUUUUGUGCACUGGGAUUGGGUCAAUUUGGAUUCUAGAGGAUGCUAUAUGGAAGGAUUUAGAUUGGUCUGACUUGAAGGUAAACACUGAACCAGACAGUGCUAUCUACCAACAUGUGAGAAACAGAACAGUGGAGAAUGUUAGUAAAUUUCUGGAGAUGAGAACUAAUUCUAACGGGACCAAAGAGCUGAAGUGCCCAGAUUUGCUAGUAGAACAUUACAAGCCCCUUGCUUGUUGUAUCCGUCAGUGGAUCUCCAAGCAUGUUUUCAUUAUUUUUCCUGUUUGCACAUUGCUUGUGGGCUGUACAUUGGUACUCCAGAGGGUUUCUCGUAGACGAUAUUUGUCAACUAGAGUUGAAGAGCUUUACCACCAGGUAUGCGACACACUUGAGGAGAAUGCUUUGACAUCAAAAAGUAGAGGUGGUGAAUUUGAACCCUGGGUUGUUGCAUCGCGGUUACGGGAUCAUCUUCUUUUGCCCAGAGAAAGGAAGGAUGUGGAGUUAUGGAAAAAGGUUGAAGAUUUGGUACAGGAAGACUCCCGAGUAGAUCGUCAUCCAAAGAUUGUCAAGGGAGAAUCAAAGGUGGUAUGGGAAUGGCAAGUUGAAGGAUGUUUGAGUUCUUCCAGGUUAAAGAAAAAGAGAGAAAGUAAAUUGAAGUCCAGUGAAGGCAUGGACUUGAAUUCGGAAGAAAAAAAAUGCACAGUGAUGGCUUUGAUUACGAGGGUAUCCGAUAAAUGCAAGGCAUGCAAGGAGACAGACAAUCUGACUUCUUCACUGAAGCUGAAAAUGGAGAGUUUUAGAGAUGACCGAAGUCGUCAUGGAGACAUCCUAUGCAUGAAACCUGUGGACGACAUGAAAACAUUUUCUGAUUGGAGUACCUAACCAACUUGGAAGUAAACGUUUUAGAAGUAAGAAUGUGCACAGCUUUUCUUAACCCGGAUAUGCAGCUUCGUGGCGUGAUAUCAGUA
Molecule: messenger RNA, 1480 nt
Organism: Carica papaya (papaya)
Lineage: Eukaryota; Viridiplantae; Streptophyta; Magnoliopsida; Brassicales; Caricaceae
Product: Man1-Src1p-carboxy-terminal domain protein
Biological process (GO): nuclear membrane organization
Cellular component (GO): endoplasmic reticulum; nuclear inner membrane; nuclear periphery
Molecular function (GO): chromatin binding
Source: RefSeq, a predicted model, not a curated record